UGCUGAUUUGUCUCCUGUGCAUUUCUGGGAUCGGCCAGGUUCCCUUCUGGAUUCUCUUUCUAUUGGGAGUGAGGCGUAUGACAGUGAACUCAAUGAUCCCCACUAUGACCAGAGUCUGCUUGAAAGUCUUUUUUACACCACACCUAAGUCAGAUUCCAGUUUAAGUGAUUUCCUCAGUGAUGAAGAUGUGAACCCUUCCAAAAAAGGAAGCAAAACAAAAACUGUGAAGAAAGCUGAUGCUGUGAAUGCACAGAAGGAUUCCACUGCCUCAGAUCAGGAUCAGAAGGUGACAGAAAUUAAACCCAGCUGCUCUUCUACCAGACAGUUUGCUCCUCCACAUGUUGACACAGAAGAAGCUCAUGUCACAGCCUUGAGUGUUGACAGGUUGGCUUUGCUGGGGAGAAUACACCUGGCCAGAGUCAUCAUUGAGAGCCUGAGAAUCUCUCUUGAAAGCAACCAGACUACAUCAAGAAAGAAAGGUUUAAUGGGGAAGCCUCCGAGGCCUGCUUCAGUUAAUAAGUGUACCUUCUUUGUGGAGUACAGCUUUCCUGUGGGAGCCUCCAAGAAUGAGAAAGGCCAAGUCUCCUUAACGACAGAAUUAACUCGAAUAGCUUCAAGUAAAAUCACAGACGGCGUGGUGAAAUUCCAGCAGCGAUUUGUGUUCCCUGUCCGUUUUGGUGGAACCAUGAUAGAGCACUGGUGGAGCUCUGACCUUGCUUUUAAAAUCUACAUGCGAAAAAGCACACAAAGAAAGCCAGUGGCCAUUGGCUCAGCAGUGCUUCAGCUGUGCAAGGUCAUUCAGUCAGAACUCCUCACCUUCAGCUGUGAAAUACCUGUAGAAAAAGAGGGAGAUCAGAUACAAGUUGGACCCCUGAAGUUAUCAGUAGAGCUUGCAGCUGACAACAAGGACUUCACCUACACCACUGCCAGGUGCUCGGUGGCUGUGCAGCAGCAAAUCCCACCUCAUGCCAUAAGAAGUCCUCGGAUGGAACUUUGGGAGCCCAACAGGGACCGUGUGAAUGCAGAAAGCUGCUUGAAAUUAAGCAACAACGUGGACUCAAACAAGACAGGAGCAGCCUGCACAAAUGUGCAGCCACCGUGGUCUGUUGCAACCCCUGUGGCCCGUAAUCUGGUGACACGAUUGCCUGCAGCUGAAGAUGAUGGGUUGUUACUGCAUGUGCUGCUGAUGGUGCCUGAUGGGAAGGAUUUUGUUGCUGAAAAUAGUGGACUCCACACUUCUUGUAACGUGUAUUUGAACUGCAAGCUGCUCAACACAGAGGAGGCAACAAGAUCUGCAGUCGUGUGGGGUACAACGCAGCCUACCUUUAAUUUUUCUCAGGUGAUGCCUUUUUCCCUGACUUCCAAACACUUGGAGCGACUGAAGAACAACAUCAUGGUUAUUGAAGCAUGGAACAAGGUGGGAAACCCUGGUAGUGACAGACUGCUGGGAUUGGUGAAACUGCCUCUGCAUCAGUUUUACAUCUCAUUCAA
Molecule: messenger RNA, 1491 nt
Organism: Centrocercus urophasianus (Greater sage-grouse)
Lineage: Eukaryota; Metazoa; Chordata; Aves; Galliformes; Phasianidae
Gene: C2CD3
Product: C2 domain containing 3 centriole elongation regulator
Exons: 8
Biological process (GO): centriole elongation; cilium assembly
Cellular component (GO): centriolar satellite; centriole
Source: RefSeq, a predicted model, not a curated record